CAGUCAGACAGAGAGUGAGACAGAUAAACAGCCAGACAGACCGACAGACAGACAGACAGACAGACAGACUUUGACAUUUAUUGGAUUCAUUUUGGAUUAAACAGCAGAACCAGGAGGCACCUAUUAGGUGACGGUGGAAUUCGGGCGGCCCUGCAUGAUGCGAGGAUGGCGCCUCUGCUGCCCCCUGUUGGUUCAGAGGUCUUCAGACGCUUCACACCAGCGUCGCUGGAGGAGAUCCAACGACGACAUGAAGUCGAGGAGAAGGAGCAACAAAGGAGGAAGGAGAAGAACAUUGAGAUAGCGGAGGAAAAUCUUCCUAAACCAGCUAGUGACCUAGAGGCUGGGAAACCCCUCCCAUUCAUCUACGGAGACCCGCCCCCUAAGCUUCUCAACACCCCACUGGAGGAGCUGGAUCCCUUCUACCAAUCACAAAAGACAUUCAUUGUGCUUGGUAAAGGAAACAUCAUCUACAGGUUUAACGCUGAGCCAUCCUGUAACCUGCUGAGUCCAUUCAACCCACUGAGGACUGUCGCCAUCAAGAUCCUCAUUCAUUCUUUAUUCAGUUUGUUCAUCAUGGUGACGAUUCUGACCAACUGUGCUUUUAUGACGAUGAGUGAUCCUCCAGCAUGGAGCAAGACUGUGGAAUACGUCUUUACAUUCAUCUACACAUUUGAAGCAACCACCAAAGUUAUGUCCAGAGGAUUCUGUGUUGGAGAGUUCACCUUCCUCAAAGACCCCUGGAACUGGCUGGACUUUAUGGUCAUCAGCAUGGCGUACCUGACAGAGUUUGUAGAUUUGGGAAAUGUUUCUGUGUUGAGGACAUUUAGAGUUCUUCGUGCUCUGAAGACCAUUACAGUCAUCCCUGGUCUGAAGACGAUUGUUGGAGCUCUUAUCCAAUCAGUGAAGAAGCUGGCUGAUGUCAUGAUCCUGACGGUGUUCUGCCUCAGUGUCUUCGCUCUGAUCGGUCUGCAGCUCUUCAUGGGAAACCUGCGGCAAAAAUGUGUCUUAAUGCCACCUCUGUUGCUUAGCAACCACACGUCUGAUAUAGACCGUGAUUACCAUGGCAAUGACAUGCACGCCAACAAUACAGGAAGCAGUGACUUUGAUUUCUACGAAUACAUCAACAACCCAGAGAACUACUACUACCUACCUGGUCAGCUUGAUGCUCUGCUGUGUGGAAACAGCUCUGAUGCUGGGGUCUGUCCAGAGGGUUACCUCUGUCUGAAGGCUGGGAGAAACCCAAACUACGGCUACACCAGCUACGACUCAUUUGGUUGGGCGUUCCUCUCUCUGUUCAGAUUGAUGACCCAGGACUUUUGGGAAAACCUUUUCCACCUGACACUGCGAGCAGCAGGUAAAACCUACAUGAUCUUCUUUGUGGUCGUCAUCUUUCUUGGCUCGUUCUACCUCAUUAAUCUCAUCCUGGCUGUGGUUGCCAUGGCGUAUGCCGAGCAGAAUGAGGCCACCAUCGCUGAGGCAAAACAGAAGGAGGAGGAGUAUGCUCAGAUUCUGGAGGCGCUGAAGAGGAGGGAGGAGGAGCAGGUGGCAUGCAGAGCGCUCUCAGACAAACAGAAUUCAGCACAACAGGAGAAGAAUUCAUCCACAGAAAUAAAAAGCAACGAGCAAGAACACACUACCAUGGAAGACUUUGAGGGCGACCAGAGACCAUGUCCUCCAUGUUGGUACCCCUUCACUGAUAUCUUCCUGAAGUGGAACUGUUGUGGCUGUUGGCGGUGGCUCAAACAAUGUCUCUACACCAUUGUCAUGGACCCAUUCGUUGAUCUCGGGAUCACCAUCUGCAUCGUCCUCAACACUGUCUUUAUGGCCAUGGAGCAUUAUCCAAUGACAGAGGAGUUUGCGGAACUUCUAAGCAUCGGAAAUCUGGUCUUCACAGGGAUCUUCACAGCUGAAAUGGUCCUCAAACUUCUGGCCAUGGACCCAUACUUCUACUUCCAGGUGGGUUGGAACAUCUUUGACAGCAUCAUUGUCACCAUGAGUCUGGUGGAGCUGGGAUUGGCUGACGUUCAGGGCUUGUCUGUGCUGCGUUCAUUCCGAUUGAUGCGGGUGUUUAAGCUGGCCAAGUCAUGGCCGACCCUCAACAUGUUGAUAAAGAUCAUUGGGAACUCUGUGGGUGCCCUGGGGAACCUGACUCUUGUCUUGGCGAUCAUCGUCUUUAUCUUUGCCGUGGUCGGGAUGCAGCUCUUUGGGAAAAGCUACAAAGACUGCGUCUGUCGCAUCUCGGGGGACUGCGAGCUUCCUCGCUGGCACAUGAACGACUUCUUCCAUGCCUUCCUCAUCAUCUUCAGGGUCCUGUGUGGGGAGUGGAUCGAGACCAUGUGGGACUGCAUGGAGGUUGCAGGUCAGACCAUGUGUCUGAUCGUCUUCAUGAUGGUGCUUGUCAUUGGAAACCUGGUGGUCCUAAAUCUGUUCCUGGCCCUGUUACUGAGCUCAUUCAGCGGUGAUAAUCUUGCAGCUCCAGAAGAUGAAGGAGAAAACAACUUGCAGAUCGCCAUAAACCGGAUCAAUAGGGCUGUGGCCUGGACAAAGACCUGGAUUCUGGAACAUAUCUGGGCUUUAAUAGGAAAGAAGGACCACAUUAAUCCAGACCACACCAGUAGGACCAGACCUUUAACUGCAGUCGACAGUGAAGAAGAUAACAGGAUGACAAAGGAGUUUUUGGCUUUGAACUUAGUGACCUCAGACCAGUCGAUGUCAGAGGUUAAGUCCCUUGGCUGUAACCAUGACAACGUGACCAGCAACUACCACAACAUUGCCUCCCUCAGGGUCCCCAUCGCAGAGGCAGAGUCUGACUUUGAGACGCCUGACAAUGAUGAUGACGAUGAUGACGAAAAGGAGGAAGAGGAAGAGGAAGAAGAGCUCUCCCAGUGUGACCAGUCCUCGGUCUGCAGCACUGUGCAGAAACUUCCUGAAGUUCAGGAGGACGAAGAGGAUGAAGAUCAAAAUGCAAACACACCUGUGGACUGCUUUACUGACAAGUGUUACCAACGCUGUCCAUUCCUGGACAUAGACACGUCUCAGGGCAGAGGGAAGGUCUGGUCUAAUUUCAGAAGAACCUGUUUCUCCAUUGUGGAACAUAACUACUUUGAGACCUUCAUCAUUUUCAUGAUACUGAUGAGCAGUGGAGCUCUGGCAUUUGAGGACAUCUACAUGGAGCAGCGUCAGGUCAUAAAGACGGUUCUGGAAUAUGCAGACCAGGUGUUCACGUACGUGUUUGUAGUAGAGAUGAUUCUUAAAUGGGUCGCCUAUGGAUUCAAGACUUACUUCACCAACGCCUGGUGCUGGCUCGACUUCCUCAUUGUAGACGUGUCUCUGGUGUCUCUGACAGCAAACAUCCUUGGAUACUCUGAGCUGGGAGCCAUCAAGUCUCUGAGGACUCUGAGAGCUCUGAGGCCACUGAGGGCCCUGUCUCGCUUUGAGGGCAUGAGGGUGGUGGUGAACGCCCUGAUUGGAGCGAUCCCAUCGAUCUUUAACGUGCUGUUGGUGUGUCUGAUCUUCUGGCUGAUCUUCAGCAUUAUGGGAGUGAAUCUGUUUGCAGGAAAGUUUUAUUACUGUUUUAAUGAGACGUCUGAGGAGUUUUUUCUCCCUGAAAUCGUCAACAAUAAGACAGAGUGUUUGGCAUUAAUUGAGGCAAACUUCACUGAGAUCCGCUGGAAGAACCUUAAAGUGAACUUUGACAACGUGGGGAUGGGCUACCUGUCACUGCUACAAGUGGCCACAUUUAAAGGCUGGAUGGACAUCAUGUACGCAGCAGUGGACUCCAGAGAUGUGGAGUCCCAACCGAUCUACGAAGCCAAUCUGUACAUGUACAUUUACUUUGUCUGCUUCAUCAUCUUCGGCUCCUUCUUCACCCUGAACCUCUUCAUUGGAGUCAUCAUCGAUAACUUCAACCAGCAGAAAGCCAAGAUGGGAGGAACAGAUAUUUUCAUGACGGAGGAGCAGAAGAAAUAUUAUAAUGCCAUGAAGAAACUAGGCUCAAAGAAACCUCAGAAACCUGUUCCUCGACCUGAGAAUAAGUUCCAGGGUUUGGUCUUUGACCUGGUGACCCAACAGUUCUUCGACAUUUUCAUCAUGGUGUUGAUCUGCCUCAACAUGGUGACCAUGAUGGUAGAGACGGACGAGCAGAGUGCGGAAAAAGAAAUGAUCCUGUACUGGGUCAACCUCGUUUUCAUCAUCAUCUUCACCAUGGAGUGCUCUCUGAAGGUCAUCGCGCUCCGGCAGCAUUAUUUUUCCGUAGGCUGGAACAUCUUCGACUUUGUGGUCGUCAUCCUGUCCAUUGUAGGUCUCCUCCUUGCUGAUAUCAUAGAAAAGUAUUUUGUUUCACCCACGCUUUUCCGAGUAAUCAGACUGGCUCGAAUCGGCCGAGUCCUUCGCCUCAUUCGUGGAGCCAAGGGGAUCCGGACACUACUGUUUGCCCUGAUGAUGUCACUUCCUGCUCUCUUCAACAUUGGCCUCCUCCUCUUCCUCAUCAUGUUCAUCUUCUCUAUCUUUGGCAUGUCCAACUUUGCCUACGUGAAGAAGGAAGCCAUUAUCGAUGACAUGUUUAACUUUGAGACGUUUGGAAACAGCAUGAUUUGUUUGUUUAUGAUUACCACGUCAGCUGGAUGGGACGGUCUGCUGAGUCCCAUCAUGAACACACCACCGGACUGCGACCCCGCCAUAGAUAACCCGGGAACAACGGUCAGAGGGAACUGUGGUAAUCCAGCAAUGGGCAUCGUCUUCUUCACCACCUACAUCAUCAUGUCCUUUCUGGUGGUGGUCAACAUGUACAUUGCUAUCAUCCUGGAGAACUUCAAUGUAGCCACAGAAGAGAGCUCUGACCCUCUGUGUGAGGACGACUUUGAAAUGUUUUAUGAAACCUGGGAGAAGUUUGACCCUGACGCGUCACAGUUUAUACAGUACAGUAAGCUAUCAGAUUUCUGCGACACUCUGAAGGAUCCUUUGAGGAUUCCCAAACCAAACACCAUCAAACUGAUCCACAUGGAUCUGCCUCUGGUUCCUGGAGACAAGAUCCACUGUCUGGACAUCCUGCUUGCACUCACUGCACAGGUUUUGGGUGAUUCAGGAGAGAUGGACACUCUCAAAGCCAGUAUGGAGGAGAAGUUCAUGGCCAACAACCCCUCCAAGGUGUCAUAUGAACCAAUCAGUAGCACUCUACGAAGAAAACAGGAAGAAGUGGCGGCGACAGUGAUCCAAAGAGUGUAUAGGAAACACCUCCUGCAGCGGACAGUCAAACUGGCGUCCUACAAAUACAGAGAGAAGGUGGAGGGACGGCGAGACCAGAAGGCUCCGCCAGAGACAGAGGGACUUCUCUGUGAACGACUCAGUCAGCUGUAUGGAAACAUAGCGGAGACAGAGGAGCCCAUCUCAAGUGAGGAUCCCCCCGCCCGUGUGGAGCUUCAGAGCGAGUUUCUCCUCCACGCUGCUCCUCCUCUCAAUGCCCCUGACUUCCUGCGACACGAGAAUCUGAGGGAGUCUAUUGUCUGAGGAUGUUUCUGUAGUUUUUUCCUGUUUUUCCUCUGUACUGUGCAAACUCACCUCUGGUGUUUCUUGUUGGAGGAGCAGCUACAGCAUCUGUGGAGACUCCGCAGAGCGUCAAGUCACAGCAGAGACAAGGUCACAGUGAACACUGCAGAUCUUCGACCAUCGAUGACGCUUAAACUGUGUCAGUUGAUUCGGUUCUUCCUGUGGCUUUGCACUUGAAAAUGUCUUGUGCUGAGGUUUUUAAUCUUCUAACAGUUCCCUUCUAACGCUGAUUAACUUUAUCCACAUUAUCAGUAACUCUGUUAGCAGCAAUCUGUGACUUGUCUGUAAACUAUCAGUCCCAGACAAGGUGAUACCUUCCUGUUCCCAGGUGUUUCUUAGCUUUGACUGCUCCACAGUGUUCUUUAUAGUCAGAAAAGAACUGUGUUUUGAUGGAGAUAGCCAAUCACGUGGCUGUAUUGGUGGUCAAAUCUGUAACUAAAUAAAUAACUCUCACUAGAUGACUUUAUGACCUCCUAAUCUGCAGUAACACCUUUUCCCUACCAGUCCCAUUACCUAACCUUCCCCACCUACCUGCACACCUGUUCCUACUUUCUCCAUCAUCCCAUUCCCAUUCACUCUUUGCAGGUUGUUGUAUGAUCUGGUUUCCUUUUGCCUGCAUGGUUCUGACCUGUUUUCUGACCACAAGAAACUUUUACUUUUCUUGUCUCUUGGUCAUGGAUCUGGGUUCAAACCUGUUACUUGUCAGUGGUUACUGACCGAGUAGGCAGCCACUUAGAGGGCAGCAUUUAAACAGAUCAGACCUGGUUACAUUAGUUAAGGAGACUUAAAUAGAGUUCAGGAAUAUUCAACAAUAUUGGAGGGAAAAUCAAACUAGAGACAAAGACUGCCACCAGAGCUGAAAGAAAAAAAAAAAUCUUGUUUUUACCAUGUUGUUAGUACACUGGUCAUGAUAUGUCCCAGUAUUGAUCUCAAUAUCUACUAGAAUAUAUGAAACUAACUUAACUAAAAAUUAUUUUUCCAUCUGAAUCAGUGUCUGUGAGCAGUGAGUGAACAGGUUGUAGCGUAGCUUUGUUCCUCUGCUGCCUGUGAACUGAUUUCUGUGUUUCUAUGUAGGGAUGAGGGUCAAAGGUUGUGACCUUUAUGCUCCCAAGUGCCUUCUCUCUCCGCUUCCCUACAGUGUCAACAGUGUGCCACACUAACUAAUGUUAGCUUAUAAAUGGAGUCCGCUAACGUCUACAAAUGACCGACACCCACCACAACACAGAGUCCAACACAAAGUCCAAAGUCAAAGCUAUCAUUACUGAAAAGCUUGUGGGACAUAUUGUCUGAUUGGCUUACAGCUGGAUAACAUUAGGUUUCUUUCUAACAUAGGCUAAUGAAGCAAAUUACCAUUAGCUAGCUUCAUCAAAACUCCCAGGGCUGAUUUGGCUGGUUGUCAUUUGCAGGUUACUUUGUCGGCUGGUACCAGUUAUUCAGCGUGGCUUUGUUGCACUUGUUGGUUAACCUUAGCCUGCUUGCUCACUCACGUUUUUGCUAUCAAAAUACUUUGAGUUGGCUCAUAUUAGCUUGCUUCCUGACUAACUUUAUACUGCAGAAGGGCCACUAGUGUUACUGUUAACAACAGUUUAAUGAAAGUUACACAUAGACGUUUUAAUAAUCCGUCUCCAUUUGUGGUAUUCUUUGAUUCUGCAGGUUGUUUUUUUACAGCUGACUGAGCUCUUUAUGUGAAUCUACAGCUAGUAAACAUCAGUCAGACAAUUACAUAUGUGGACCAGUUAGUUAACAGCCCAUCCAUCAUCAAACUUGGGAAAAGUUAAAGGUCCAGUUUGAACCUGAACCUGAACUGAUCAAAGCUACAACAGCUAAACGAUAACAUUAUCUCCACAGGGGAACUAAGGACAAUGCAACAAAUAUAACUUGAAUUGACAAAAACUAUGUUAAAAAGAGCAGUGUUUUGAUUAUAAAACAGGCAGAUGAGAAAUGUCCAAGGAUGGACUUUAAGAGAAGUGGUUAAUUAAUAAAAAUUGAUCAUUAAUGACUGAUUUUGUCUUUAGCUCCCUCUUCUUCACUGAGCGGAUCCUCCUUUCUCUUUCUUUCUUUCUUUCUUAUUUCAUGUAUUUUUGUAUGGCGUAUGGUAUAUCAGUGUGAUUAUAAUAUUAAUCUUUGCAGUAAUCAUCAGUUGUCGCUUUUUCAUAUUUUGGUUCUUUAAGAAUUCUCUCAAUGUGAUCGGCCCAUGACUGUCAGAGUCAUCAGCUUGCUGACUGGUCAAUUUUGAAAUGUUUGAUGAAUAUCUUGUGACCUUCAGUGAUGAUUAACUGAUUAAAGUUUUAAACAGA
This is a messenger RNA of Dicentrarchus labrax (European seabass), 7841 nucleotides long. RefSeq names its product sodium channel, voltage-gated, type IV, alpha, b (gene scn4ab). Gene Ontology annotation, cellular component: plasma membrane; voltage-gated sodium channel complex; axon. Lineage: Eukaryota; Metazoa; Chordata; Actinopteri; Moronidae. The record is from RefSeq and is a predicted model, not a curated record. Gene Ontology annotation, molecular function: voltage-gated sodium channel activity; protein binding. Gene Ontology annotation, biological process: membrane depolarization during action potential; neuronal action potential; sodium ion transmembrane transport.